Messenger RNA from Macrobrachium nipponense, 2822 nucleotides. RefSeq names its product DNA polymerase III PolC-type-like (gene exu). NCBI's taxonomy places the organism in Eukaryota, Metazoa, Arthropoda, Malacostraca, Decapoda, Palaemonidae. The record is from RefSeq and is a predicted model, not a curated record. Gene Ontology annotation, biological process: DNA catabolic process. Gene Ontology annotation, molecular function: 3'-5'-DNA exonuclease activity; nucleic acid binding. Bases 676 to 1530 code for a protein of 284 amino acids. The transcript has a single exon. Gene Ontology annotation, cellular component: cytoplasm.
GCUUUAAUAGUGCUUUUAGUAUUACAGCUUUAUGAUCUUGCAUCUCAAAUUGCAUGCCUGUCAAGUUCAAAAAACAGAUGGUAUAUGGUAUUGAAAUAGUUUAGGAUGUGGACAAGUGCAAUGUUUAAAGGAAUUUGAUCUUUCCUAGAGAGUAACCCCCAAGGGUUUUACCCUGGUAUGGAUCCACCUUGCGGCAUGUUUAGUAUAAACCCAUUGGGAUUACCAUAAAAAAAGAAAAAAAAAAGUGUAAAUAUAAAGGUAAUGACCCCCAAGGAAUAUUAGUCCAAGAAAUGACUCCUGAAAACCCUUGAGGGGUCGCUAGGAAAGAUCCAGAGAUUUUUGCAGGUGGUUUUUAGAAUUUUUCCUGAAGUGAACUGAAGGGAAACGUGUUGUUUCUUACCUCCAAAUAAAAACAUUGACAAUUGUCAUGUUUUUAGGUUGGAUGGGGACAAGCCGAGGGAACAAGACAGCAACCAAGGGUCAAGUGGGAGUUCUAUCCCAACUCUUAUUCCUUUAGUAGAAAGCCAAAGUUCUGAUGGAGGUUCUUCCCUGUAUGAUUCUGACACCACAACUUCCCUUCCUGUAGUUGAAAAUGUUACACCUAGGGGCAGCUCAUCCUCGGACAUAUUUGUUCCUCCUCCUGUGGAAAAGGUUCAUCUGAAACACAUUGAAUUAAUGCCAAAAUUAGUGGUGUAUUUUGAUUUAGAAACAACGGGGCUAGAGGCAGACUGUGAUAUUGUCCAAUUGUCCUCUGUGGUUGGUCAGCAAUACUUCAAUCAAUAUAUCUUACCAAGCAAAAAAGUUUCAUGGAAAGCAUCAGAAAUAACUGGGUUGACAUUUGAUUCUGGUUCCUUGCAUUUGAAAGGAAAGAAGGUGGAAGCUUUAGAACCUCGUGAAGCAUUACAAAAAUGGCUUAAUUGGAUAAGACCUUUAGCACCUGUUGUACUUGUGGCCCACAAUUGUUACAACUUUGAUGCAAGGCGCCUUGUGAAUAAUUACAACAAAUUUGGUCUGUUAGAGGAAUUAGGUCAGCUGGUAACUGGGUUUAUUGAUACACUGCCCAUGUUUAAAGAACUUUAUCCAAAAAUGUCCAGUUAUAGGCAAGAGGAACUUGUGUCAAAAAUCUUAAAGGAGACUUAUGAGGCUCAUGAUUCCUUGGCUGAUGUACAGUCACUGCAAAAACUUGUAAUGAAGCAUAAAUUGAGUGACAAAAAACUGCUCAAGUUUUCAUUCACCUACCAGUCUCUCUUGGAUUACAUUGAAUAUAGCAAAAAGGGCAAGGAGAAUGCUGAGUCACUCAAGUCCCUUAUUAACUCCAAACAUCUUUCAAGUGGCAUGGCAGAAACGGUUGGCAAGUCUGGUUUGACUUUAGACAAUCUUAGACAUGCCUUUGUUGAUGGCGGAAAGGAGCUUCUUGAGAAAGUGCUAAGUGAGCCAACCUCCAGUGGCCAGCCUAGAGUAACGCGUAACAGAUCUGUUUUGAACAAGUUGCACGAGUUCUUUUCAAAUGAGAAUGCAGAACCAAAGUAGUAGUGAUCCUGUCCUGUUGGUUUUGUGUAUUUUUCAUUAGAGACUUGUCUAGGUGUAGUUUAAAAAGUUCUUGUGUAAUUUUUUAUAGUGAAACCCCAAUUUAUGUGUUCCCUGGUUGUUUUUAUGCAGUCAAGGGGUCAAGCUUGGGGCAUAGUAAAUUCUUACCUGUAUGACUUAUUGCAAUAUUUUGUGUUAAGUAAAAAUGGUAAGAAACAUGGCCGUGAGUAAUCACUCGGAUAUGCCAGCCACAUGGUAAAAAGAUUGCUAAGGAGCAGGUAAAUAGUAGCUGAUUUAAAUAAGAAUAAUGUACUUGGAGAUCUUGAUGAGUUCGACCUGAUAGCUGUUAGGUGUUUUUGGAGUAGAGGUUAGAGCAACAAAUCUCGAACUAUUAAUAAGUUUUACUGGUGUAGCUGUUUCAAGAGUGAAGGUGUGCAGGGACAAUUGAGACUACACAUUAGACUAGACACCUCCAGUUUCCAGUAAGUUGGCCAAUUUGGUGCUCAAUUGUUAUUGUAGAUUGUUACCUGAUGCACCCGGUGUGAACAGAUGCAUGUUUGCCAAUGGAGCUGGCAGUUAUCAAAUAUUUUUACACCUUUUAAUUGUGUUGAAUCAUAUUAAAUCCGGGCAUUGUUCCUUGUACAUGGAGUUGAGGCCAUUCUCAUCAUUGAGUAUAAUCAAAUUGUAAGGUAUAGGAAUGUUAUUAGAAAAAAAGCGACAAGUUUUAGAUAUGGGAAAACUUACCAAAUGUCAAAAGCGCAAGUGCAUAGUAUUUUGAUGAUUUAAGACUUAUUAUAAAUUAAGUUGACAGGUUAAUGUGACUUUGAACAGUGGUUUGACUUCCCUUAGCUUGUGUGCCUUGUUUGUUAAUAAGACAAUCAAGGGGUCCCAACUGAGGGUAAAGUGAUUCUUCCCUCUACGACUUGACACAUUUGUUGUCAGGUAACUAGAGAAGAAACACUUCUUGGGUAAUGUUUAUUGUAUAUAGAAUGUUUAUUGUCUUGGAAUUUGAGCUUUGUGGGGAGCAUGCCUCGUUUUUAUGGUAGAGCUGGGGAAUGUCACACUAAAAAGUAGUUCAGUAGUUUUUUUGCAAAUUACAUGUGACACCCCUCAGUUAUUUUGGUGUGGUUGAUUUGAGGGCUCCUUUUAUUUUUCAAAUACUGAAUUGUGACAAGGUGCUACAAAACCCAGGAUGCAUAUUUUGUUACAUUGCUUAUAGGUAGACUGUUAAUGCAAGUUACCUAAUUGUAUAAACAGUUUGGUAAAGUUUUGAGGAAAACAAUUUUUAAAAUUUA